UGUUUUUUCUUUCAGUAAAACUUUCCCGGAACAAAGAUGGCGUCCAGCUACAACGCCAGAGACGAGGACGGCGGACACAUCACCGUCACCGGGCCGCCGCGCAGCAAGAAGCCGGAGAACACCGCCUUCAAGCAGCAGAGGCUCCCCGCCUGGCAGCCCAUCCUCACGGCCGGCACCGUGCUGCCGGCCUUCUUCAUCAUCGGCCUCCUCUUCAUCCCCGUCGGCAUCGGCCUGUUCGUGACGUCAAACAACAUCAAAGAGUUCCAGAUUGAUUACACUGGAGCUGACAUGUCCAGUCCCUGCUUCAACUGCUCCCAGAACUUCAGCUGGAACAGCACGAGGCCUUGUACCUGCACAAUACCGUUCUACCUGGAGCAGCCUUAUGAGAGCAACGUCUACGUGUAUUACGGCCUCUCAAACUUCUACCAGAAUCACCGUCGCUACGUGAAGUCAAGAGAUGACAGCCAGCUGAAUGGAAACAUGAAAUCCCUCAUGAAAAACAACAGCACGGAGACGACUGUAUCCGAGAUGACGACGGCGAACUCAAGUCAUCAAAACGACACAGAACCCAGUAAGGAGUGUGAGCCGUACGCUAGACAUGAGAACAAGCCGAUAGCGCCGUGUGGAGCCAUCGCCAACAGCAUGUUCAACGACACGUUGGAGCUGUUUUACAACGACCCCAACGGCACAAAGAUCCAGAUUCCUCUCAACAACACCGGCAUCGCCUGGUGGACCGACAAGCACGUAAAGUUCGGGAAUCCUGGAGGCAACAACCCGAACCUCACCGCCGUCUUCCAAGGAACAACGAAGCCGGUGAACUGGCGCCGGCCCGUCUACGAGCUGGACUCGGACCCGAGCAACAACGGCUUCAUCAACGAGGACUUCAUCGUGUGGAUGAGAACCGCCGCCCUGCCCACCUUCCGCAAACUCUACCGCAUCAUCAGCAAGAAAAACAGCAUGGUCCCCACUCUGCCGCGAGGAAACUACACCCUGGAGGUCGUCUACAAUUAUCCCGUCCGCAGCUUCGAGGGCCGGAAGCGGAUGAUCCUGAGCACCAUCUCCUGGAUGGGAGGCAAGAACCCGUUCCUGGGCAUCGCCUACAUCACCGUGGGCUCCGUCUGCUUCUUCCUGGGCGUCGUGCUGCUCAUCAUCCACCACAAAUGUGGCAACCGGAACAACGGCGCCGAGAUUUCAAACUGAGACGCCGGCUGCUCGCCUCCUGCUGAGCCUCCAUCCGUCGUCCAGAAACCUCGACUGGUAGAUGAUUAAAAAAAUGUAACGUCCACUUUCACUUCUUCAGCAGACAAACACAAGUUUUAGGGUUUAAAGCCACUGAUUAUUUGCCAAAGUAAACGGAGAAGUAGCCACAAUUUUACAGCUUUUCACAGAUAUUCCGUCCUGGUUACACCGUCAGACUAAAGUGUCACAUGAUCAACUGCCUUUAGAGUAAAGAAUAAAGUCUGAGUUCCUGCUAAAGUAAGUAAGUUUUUAAUAAGAGAAGUCUGGGAAUCCCAAUGCUUCGCUUGGGUGCAGAAGCCAUGUUGAACAUUCUGAGGAAGAGUUUACAUUCUACAGUUACAAUCAGAUUAUUCCUCUGAUAACACAAGUGUAUUAAAAACAUUAUUAUUAUCUUUAACAGCUGUAUGCUACUAAACCUGUGUAGAUGUGUCAAUAUUGCUAUCGUUGUUGGCUCUUUUGACUGCUCUUGCAGACAGAAAAAUGCAUAAAUGUAUCUAAUAUUACAUCCUUGAAUUACAGAGAAUGCAUUUAAUCUGCAGUUAGCUCAUCACUCUUAUAGAAAAUAUGAUAAAUAUAUGAGUAAUUCUGGCUACAGCUCUUUUUUUAUGGGAGGAAAACUGUUCAGGAUCUCUGAGCUCCAAGGCGGUGCAGUCGAAGGUGAGCUUCAGUGUUCUGAGUCCCGCGUUGCAUGCUGGGUAGCCGAGAUGUAAAUGUGAAUAUUGAGCUGCUCGAGCGGCUCGUCUUUGUGCCUCGUUUCGUCUGUGACUUCAGCCCACUUUCAGACUAAAACCAAGCUUUUGCUGAGUCUUUAAAAAUAGAAAGAAAAAAAAAAAGUUUCAAGCAAGAUUCCACGUCAGAGGGAACAGAAAACGUUUGUAGCUUUUGGAGCUGUACUAACAAUAUGUGACCAUUUUUUGUAUUUAUUUUUCAUAAAUGUUUGCGUUGUAUUUGCACGUCAGUCCUCAGGGGUUUUGUGGGUUUAAAGGUCGAGGAACUGAAAAUUACGAGCUUGUGAAAUCCAGAAAAAUGCACGUUAACGUGUCGUGGCUUCAUUCAUUGUCGGUUAAUGCACUAAUAAUACAAACUGCACGAUGACCGUAUGACUCAAUACAUGUGAUUUAAUGCGUCUCAACACUUCCAUCUAACUCAACUAAAUACUGACUCUUCCACAUAUUUAGCAGCAGCUGAGAUUAUACAUCAAUAAAAGAGAUGCUGCAUGUUUAAAUGUGCACAGUCAAAAUGUUUGUUUUUCUUUUUAUACAUUUCAUCCAGAUAAAUUGUCUGUGAUCAUGUGCAGCACUAGAUUUGACAUUUCUUUUUAUAUAUCUGUGAUGUGUUGUCGCUUUAAAUGAAUAAAUGUCAUUUAAAUUGAAACAGGUUUCUCUGACGU
Messenger RNA from Anoplopoma fimbria (sablefish), 2629 nucleotides. Its product is annotated as cell cycle control protein 50A-like. Gene Ontology annotation, biological process: phospholipid translocation. The coding region runs from base 37 to 1200 and encodes 387 amino acids. NCBI's taxonomy places the organism in Eukaryota, Metazoa, Chordata, Actinopteri, Perciformes, Anoplopomatidae. Gene Ontology annotation, cellular component: plasma membrane; Golgi apparatus; endoplasmic reticulum. The record is from RefSeq and is a predicted model, not a curated record. The transcript has 8 exons.